UCUCUCUCUCUGGCUUUAAGUUUCACAACAAAGAAAAAGAAAAAAAAAACAUAACAUGCAGAAGCUGAAAUAUGGUAUUCUGUUCAUGUCGUUUUCCACAGUUGACCCUCGAAAAUCACUUAAUUUCCACUCUUGCAACACCUAAAACACACCCGACAGAGGCAAAGAGAGGGUGAGGGAACUGUUGUUUUUUUUCCUUGGGAGUUUUACUUUCAUGGUCAUGGAGGCGAGCUUCCAAGUUGGAGAUGUGAUUGAGUUCUUGAGCAAGAAUGGCUUAAAAGAAGCUGUUAAAGCUCUCGAACAAGACAUGGUGGAGAAAAAUGAAAAAGAAGAAAAAGUAGGUGCUUCUGAUUUCGAGAAGUUCUUGUUCCCCAUGCCGCAGCCGGUGAGGAUUCCAGCGAUAAUCCAGAGAUCGGAGGUGGACCAGAAAGUGAAUUCCAGUGAUGGCGAUGAAUUCGUCAGCUUGAGGUCUUGUUCUAGUGAUGUUUGCUCUUCAGACUUUGUGAAUCCAUAUGGACUUCAUUCUGCAUCUCAGGCUGAUUCUGAUACUUCUUCCGAUCGAUUAUCUCAAUUCGGGACGGCACGCGAUUAUCCUGAUUUCGAAAUGCAGAGCGACUUGUUUUGGCACGAUGACGAAAAGGAAGACCUCUUCUUGACUCCUUGUUUUGCUGGGUCGGAUUUAUACGGCUGCCCCAGUCAGGAUAAGUUUGUCACUACUUCGGAGAUCGAGCUGCAAUGUGAUAACACGCUGAUUUCGUAUGACAAAUCCGAUGGAUUUCAAACCGAAGAUGGCAUUGAUUACUUGGACAAACCAUGCCUUUUUAAUAUGGCCGGCAUAAAUGGAGAAAAUGAGCUAAAGGUUGCUGGAGACAUUGACGUCGAUCAUAAUGGAGCUUCCGAACAUAUAUCAAAAAUGAACUUUUACUCAGCCAGAAGGGGUUCAAAUGAUUUUAUUGAUGAGUUUGGUGGUGAUUCUGACCUAGUGAACAAGAUUUUUGAGAAGAAAUUAUUACCAGAUACAAUUGACAGUAAUGAAGUUGAAGAUGGAAAACUCGGUGAACUUCAGGAUGCUGCAAAUGAAGAGGGCGGUGCUACGGAUGAACUUCAAAUGCACUCUAAUGAGGAUGAGGAUGAAGUGUUCGAUUUGCAAAAUCAGUCCAUAAAACUUGUAUAUUAUGCCAUAUGCAGGACUGGAUUUGAAGAAAACAAGGAUCUGCCGAUCGUGAUAAAUAGUGUCAUUGCUGGAAGGUAUUAUGUAACCGAAUACUUGGGUUCGGCUGCUUUUAGUAAGGUUGUUCAAGCGCAUGAUCUUCUCACGGGGAUCUAUGUUUGCCUGAAGAUCAUAAAAAACGACAAAGAUUUCUUCGACCAGAGUUUGGAUGAAAUUAAGCUUCUAAAGCUUGUUAAUAAGCAUGAUCCCGGAGACAGGUGCCACGAGCACCUCUUCAUUGUCUGUGAACUGCUUCGAGCAAACUUGUAUGAAUUUCAGAAAUUCAAUCAAGAAUCGGGUGGAGAAGCUUAUUUUACACUAAGCAGGUUGCAGGUCAUAACUCGACAAUGUUUGGAGGCACUUAGUUACUUGAAUGAGUUGGGAAUUAUUCACUGCGAUCUAAAGCCUGAGAAUAUUCUUAUAAAAAGUUAUAGACGAUGUGAGAUAAAGAUUAUCGAUCUUGGAAGCAGUUCUUCCGGUCAGACAAUCUAUGUCUAUACGUUCAAUCUCGCUCCUACAGAGCCCCGGAAGUAA
This is a messenger RNA of Hibiscus syriacus, 1744 nucleotides long. RefSeq names its product muscle M-line assembly protein unc-89-like. Gene Ontology annotation, molecular function: protein tyrosine kinase activity; ATP binding; protein serine/threonine kinase activity. Gene Ontology annotation, cellular component: cytoplasm. The coding region runs from base 215 to 1744 and encodes 509 amino acids. Gene Ontology annotation, biological process: peptidyl-serine phosphorylation; peptidyl-threonine phosphorylation. Lineage: Eukaryota; Viridiplantae; Streptophyta; Magnoliopsida; Malvales; Malvaceae. The record is from RefSeq and is a predicted model, not a curated record. The transcript is spliced from 6 exons.